Messenger RNA from Echinostoma caproni, 3084 nucleotides. The record is from the annotation of a GenBank genome assembly. NCBI's taxonomy places the organism in Eukaryota, Metazoa, Platyhelminthes, Trematoda, Plagiorchiida, Echinostomatidae.
AUGCAUCCGGAUUCACAAUAUGAUAUGUCAUUUGAAGAGAUUCAAAAAGCAAUUAUGGAGAAUUUACCAGCCCGUUUGCUUCAAACAAAUCCCGGUAGAUGUGUACCGCUUGGUGAAUCGGAUACACCUCUGACACCGUAUGUAAGACCACCACCAGAAGAAUUGUUUCAAUUGUCCACAGAAGACCAGCUUGAGUUUGAAAAAUUGCGUCUGACUUUGAGCACGUAUUCGGGCGAGGAUAAUUGUGGAUGCGAAAAUGAACAUACAAACAGCAACGUGCCAAACGAAAGUCCCCGCCUCAUCCAGAAACAACGUAUAAUUACAAAGCCAAAUAAGUAUCCGAAAACAGCCUGGCCUAAAACAACAAAUGCAACCCGGAAACAACGUGAUGCCAUUUUUGAGCAAUACAUGCCAAAACAAACAGUUCUAACCAGGACAGAGGACCGGCAAAUGAUGAAUGAGUUGGAUGCUUUCUUGGAGACCUAUGAAGUUCCCGAAGCUCAGAUGCAAACCAUAUUCAAUUUGACUGCAGAGCAAUUAGAAGAACCAAGCUUGUAUCAGGAGCAAGAUGUAGUGAAUUUUUUGAAACAAAGUGCAAGAAAAUACAAACAACACCAACAACAUUUUGUUUGCCCGGCAAGUUUCAAAGGUGACUCGUCUGAACCGGAAAUUUUGCAAUCUGAGCGUAAAACCGUGGUCUGUGACUUGCGAAACACUAUCCCGUUGGGUCAACAGGAACGUGUAGUGAAAAAAACGGACAGUAAUUCAAAAGUAAUCGAUACGCAAUCCAAAUUGCCCGAUUUAAAACCUCACCCGGAAGCAAAAUCAAAAUCCCCGUUGAAUGUCAAAGAAGUAAAGAAUGACAAAUAUGACGAUAUGAUGACUUACAGCUCUGAAACCGUUCAACUGAGAGAUCAAGUAAAUGGCACUUACACGGAAAGACGAAGGUUGUACUGUGCUGAUCUAGUCCGACUGGUAGGUUUAGAACAGGAUAGCGACCGGAUUCUCGUGCAUCAUGAAUCCACAUUUACACCUCCCAUACCGUUGACACCUAGCAAUCUGGAUAAUCAAUGUGGUAGCAGACAAGUUCAUUUUGUUCUCCGACAGCCGACCACUUGUAUCACCCAGGAGUCUGAUCAAAAAGUGGUAAAUCGCGCUCGGCUAGCGAGACAAACAAAAACAACAAACGUGUUCUUUUCCAUCUUGUCCUGGUUAGCCAGUUUGGCGAUUCAUCCAGCUCAAUCCGGAACAGGUUUUCAAAUACGGACUGCGGGAAUGGUGAGGUUGGCUAAUAUCCGACCGAAAGAAUCAGCGGAUUGCAUGACACUGACAGAUAAUCCGGAAGUUCAAAUACUGUUAACACUGACGGAGACAGAACAAAAUGGUUUUCCAAAAUCGGACAAAGAGAUUGAGCAAAUCGUCAACGGAGCCUGUCUGAAUGCCGUUACUUGGUUUGGUCCACGGUUCCCGGACGUCGCCACAAUGAGUCCGGUGAAAAUGGCUCGUGCUAAACACCAAGCAGCCAAUUUGAUGACACAACCCUAUUCGUGUUGGAUUGUUUCUGUCCAGCCCGGUGAUGUAUUAAUCAGUCUACCUGUGGACAGUGGAGUUUUGUUGUCGACCACUAUUAAGACCGUUCUGGACCGACACGGGUAUCAACUGUGCUAUUUGGGCAAAACAAAAGGCAUUUUGGACAUGGAGUCUGAUCGGAUCUUCAAUUUAUCUCUACAAUCGAUCACCUUAGGUCAAUGUGAACCGCCGCAUAUCAAUAAUGUACCGAGAUUUGUUAUCUGGAUUCGUCGGGAAAACUGCGAGCAACAUUUGCAUGGUCUAAUCUGUGACCUUGAGAAUGAACUGGACAUGCAUGACGUAGGAAAUCAUCAAUUUUCUUUCUCGUACGAUAUACGGUCGGAUAAAACCAUGGGUCAUCGCCCCGGACCAGGGAAUCAGUUAGAUAGUCCAGCAACCCUGCUCGAUUCCAUUCUAUCACAUGUUCAGUGGGAAAAUAAAGUGCAUACAGACGGGUCAAGCGCUCGUGUUGUGGCAAUCAAAUGGCUACCUCUGUCGUGCGUUCCAUCGAGUGCCCAGAUUAUAAUACGCAAAAGUAUGCAGGAAGACGGUGCAGAUACCAGUGAGGACAGUUUUAGUCACAGACCCAGUUGUGCCCUGAGUAUGGUUCUUCUCAGUGGAAACUAUCUAAGUCGGUUCGAACAAAAAUGUUCCUUGAAGAAUCAGAUGACUCUUGUGACUGAUAUUCACCAGAUUAAAAGGUUGGAACCACCAUGCAUCCAGUUCCCGCAGGUUUGGCAGUCGUUAAUAGACCACGUCCGGCAUUCGUGGGUGCCACAGACAAUUUCAUUUGUGGUUCCAUGGACAAAACAUAUGAACCCGUCGGACUGGUUAAUCGAUUUAGUUGAACUCAUCGGAAAAUUCAAAACAAGCGGAGAAGAAGUACAACAACUGUUCACCGUAUCCGAUCUGGAAACCGAGAAAAUGGAUCAGGCCAUAAACAACUACCUUGAACAGUUAACACAUUCAGAUUUGCAAAUUUUGGAAUCAGACUCCAUCGAAGCGGAUAAACUGGAGAUUUACGAUGAUUUACUGGAUAAAUGGUACGAAAAUUACAAUGAAUUAAACGUACUGGCAAUUCAGUACUUCAACGAAAAUAACAACACGAAAGAGGGUAUGAGAAAGGAGGAACUGGAUGCAAAAAGGUCACAAAUGGCUACGCUUAUUCACAUUUGUAAUUUACUACUAAAGGAACAUUUCAUUGUCGCGGGUAUACGAUACGGACAUCUUGAUCAAACGUUCAUCAACCGACUGAUGGAAAUAGCUCAGUUACAAACCCCGAUAUCGGAACAGAGCAUUGCACCGGGAUUCUAUGCGUUGAUUACAGUUGUGGGAAUCUUGGGAUCAUGUUCUGUGCACGAGACAGUCAAACAAAAAAUGUACCACCAACCCACACCUGUAGUCGAAUUUGAAUUCUCCGAUGACGAAGUGGUUUGUGGUGUGUCCACCAACUCCUCCGUCACCCUAUCCUUCAACCUCACCAAAUUUGUUGGUUUUGUUUCCACUCCAUCGUAG